Molecule: messenger RNA, 3051 nt
Organism: Penicillium daleae
Lineage: Eukaryota; Fungi; Ascomycota; Eurotiomycetes; Eurotiales; Aspergillaceae
Product: basic helix-loop-helix domain-containing protein
Exons: 1
Coding region: 1-3051 (1016 amino acids)
Biological process (GO): positive regulation of transcription by RNA polymerase II; SREBP signaling pathway
Molecular function (GO): protein dimerization activity
Source: RefSeq, a predicted model, not a curated record
AUGGACAAUGAUUUUCAACUCUUCUCUCCCCGCCGCCACUCGGGUGGGGAUGAAACUCAUUCACAGUCAGAGAAUCCCACCCAAGACUGGACCCAAUGGAUGCGAUGGGACGAGCCCAUGUUCACCGACGGCGACCUGAAGCAGAUGGACCGAGGAUUGGAUCUCCCCUUUGUUUCCCCACAGACCACGUCCAGCUCUCCAAGUCAGAUUCAAUCGACGGACUUUUCUCCAAAUCUCCCACUCGGCCUUAUGGAGAUACCAUCCGGUCAUCACAAUAGGUCAAAUCAUAACAGCAACACCAACGGCCCACAUUCCUCGACCACCCCGGGCCAUCAGCAAUUAGGCCUAGCAUCUCCCAUCUCCAGUAUCGGCACAAGCCGAAAGCGAAAGACCGGCAGUGAUGACGACGCCACCACUGUUACUGGUCCUGUACAGUCCGGCAAAAAGAUGCCCGCAAAGAAGCGGGCUCACAACGUCAUUGAGAAACGGUAUCGUGCCAACCUCAACGAGAAAAUCGCAGAGUUACGUGAUAGUGUGCCCAGCCUUCGAGCAGCAAGAAAUGCCAACGGCGACUCCAAUGAGGAUGAUGAAGAUGCCGACGGUGCCACUCCUGCAAACAAACUGAACAAAGCUUCCAUUCUCUCCAAAGCAACCGAGUACAUCAAACACCUUGAAAUCCGGAACAAACGCCUGGAGGAUGAGAAUACAGCUCUAAAGAACCGGCUCCGCCAGGUGGAUAAGGCAGCCGAUCAGGCGGUUACUUCAAGUGCGUCUGUAUCUUCCCCGAGCAACUAUACAGCUUCCAGCGAUCCCGGUACCUCGCCUAGUGUGUUCUCAAACCCGGAAGAGAUCAAUGAACCCUCCCCAGCUUCAACAACACCACCAGAAGGCAUGAUAAAGGUCCCCGAUGCCUUUAGGCGCAUGCGAGAGGAGGGUGCAAAGAGUGGAGGAAUUUUCUCCCAGUCAUAUAUACAGUCUACACCCCGAGCUUCCGAUUAUGGUCGCGAGGAGGGUUCACGCCGACGGUCGAAGAUGCCUAACAAGUACAUGCUGGGUGCACUGGCUGGUCUUAUGGUUCUGGAGGGCUUCGGGUCAGACAAGUCCGAGACCGAGCAGAAGGGACUCCUUGCAGUCCCUCUUAAUCUGCUCAAUCGCCUACGGAUGUCCAAUAUUCCGUACCUUGAGUAUUAUAUGAGGAGUUUCUGGUCUUCUUGGCACACGCGAGCUAUCUUCCAUGUUCUUCUCCUUGCUACUCUGGUAGUCGGAAGUGCUUUUAUUGUGUUCGUUUAUUUGUUCAACGCCCAGCCUAUUACCCAUCGCACACAUGGAAAGGCCGUUGCCGAGGGCAAAAAUGCACCGUCCUCAUCAAGCGACUUCCGCCGUCAGGCCUGGCUUACAAGCAUGCAACGGGUUGGAGUUCCGCGUCACAGAUUCUUCCGUGAGUGGUAUGUGGUAACAUCGAGAUGCUUCGAGUACGUCCUGCGAUGCAUUAUGGGGUGGAAACUUUACUCGUGGGCGACGGGUAUCACAGAGGAAGAUGAGAAAGGCCGUGUUAAAACUUGGGACAUUGCCAUCGAUGCCCAGCUUACGGGUGGCGACAUUGAAAUCAGCAAGAGUCGUCUUGUGCUUACAAUUUUCGCUGCCGGUACCCUUCCUCGAAGCCCCAUGAGGAUGAUGCUCAAGGCUUUGCACGUUCGCAUUCUUUUAUGGCGUGUUGGCGAGCCCGGGUCAUGGACCUUCCACGUCUCUAACGACAUUGCCCGCGCUCUAGCUAAAUAUCAGUGGGCGGUUGCCAGGGACAUCAACGAUGCUUUACCCGAGGGCCACCCUGAUCAACUUCCCAAUCACCUGGCUUCCCUCAUCAAGCUUGAUUGCGAAGAUGUGAUGAUCGACAGUAUUAUCCAGCGUGCAGUCAAUCUCACCUGGAACAGACCAACACAAGAAGGCACUUCUGACGACGAAGUGCUGCUCGAUGUUGUGGAAGAAGACCCUGCCAUUCAGUGCUCCGUCGAUGCUCUCGCUGCCUGGUGGUCCAGUCACCUCCUUCAGAAUGCGCUCCUAAAAUACCUGGAGGCUAGCGAAGGUGUCCCAGCCUCCAAAGUGAGCCGUGACUGCUUCAAGGAGAAGAUUCGUAUGGCCCUCGAUGUGGCUCCUCGACUCUCCGCGGCUUAUACUCGUGCGCUUGUCAUGAAGGCAGUCUUUUUUGAGCAAGAUCGAGUACAGAAUGUCAAUGCUGUUCUUGCUGCUCUACCAAAGGACAAAUGCAAAGACGACGAGAACCACGCCGCCAACUUCCUUGAUUCGUCACUGCCCGUUUCUGUUCGCGAUGAAAUUUCUGUUGCCGUACGCUGUGCAAUGAUUGCGACGAUCGUCACCUCUCGUUCUGCGGGCGAGACAUGUCUUCCUCCGUCAUUCACAAACCAUAAGGCGAUCAACUGGUUCAAUCAGCUUCCGAUCGACCCAGUCGAGCUGAGCCUGCUCGGAUUCUCCGCCGUCUAUCACCUUCUGCAUCUGUUGGCCUCUGAUGUCGACUACAUCGCCUCGUCCGACUCCUCCGCCCCAUCUUCACCGGUCUCCGAGGCUGGUUCCUCUGCAGGUGACGAGGCGGAGGAAAAACCUCGUCCCGCGGGGCGCAAGAUUGCCAUCUGUCCUCGCGACAUCCCAAACCUGGGUCGUGUGGCAGCGGAGCUCAUCUACUGGGCCCGUAAUGCCUACAAUCCAGCCUUCUAUGGUUUCUCAUCCAGUCUUGUCGAUGUGAUUGUCAAGUCCUGCACAACACUCUGCUCCGAAGCUGGCAUCAACGUGGAUGAUUACCUAGAACUCGCACCCGAGCCUCUCCCAUCCCGGAGACGGCGCCACCGGCGUCGCCGCGGAGGGUCCGAUCAGUCUCUUAAGAGCGACGCAGACCAUGAAGCGACCGAUCCACGUAUAGGGAAGCCCCUUCAGCGCGAACGGUCCGCGAGCAAUGACACUGGAUACGGCAGCCUCAGUCUGGAGGAGAACCAGUUUGCUGCCAAGGUACCUGAAAAGGUGCUAGAAUGUCCGAAUUAG